This is a messenger RNA of Humulus lupulus (European hop), 1431 nucleotides long. RefSeq lists its product as uncharacterized. Lineage: Eukaryota; Viridiplantae; Streptophyta; Magnoliopsida; Rosales; Cannabaceae. The coding region runs from base 512 to 1171 and encodes 219 amino acids. The transcript has 3 exons. The record is from RefSeq and is a predicted model, not a curated record.
AGCUUUUAUUUUUUUCUUUCCCUUUCAUAUAAUUAUUUUUCUGCUUUCUUGGUAACAAAAUGAUUUUGUUUCACCUUUAUAGUCAACAAAACCAAAGAAAAAAAGUAGAAAAACAAUCCUCACAUAUGAUGAUGACCCUUCUCACUAACUAGUCAAGCUUUUGUUGUUAUUUUCCACUCUCUGUCUUCCUCUUCCUCUUCCUCAACCUCUACUUGUUUUUUCUUUACUCUCUUUGUGCUCCGACCAAGUCAAUAUUUAUAAUGAGUUACUUCCUCACUUCAUUAGCCACUGCUUAACUCCAAUCACUCAUAGAGCUGUAAGUUCAUCCUUACUAUAACCACAUUCACAUAGACACACACAUACAUAGAUAUAACAGCAAGGAUAUGACACUUGUUUCACUCACCUGGUACCUGAGAUAGUGAAAGAUGAGAUGAGGUGACCUCAUUGGACUUGGUUCAGUGAGACUCAUCAAUUAGAACCGAAAGAAAAGUACUUUCAUCACCGUCCAAACAUGGCUCAGCAGGAGGAAGGCUGGCCACUUGGUCUACAGCCACUUAAUGCAAGAGUUGGCUUAGCUAGAAAUCGAGAUUUUUCAGGAUCAAUAUCAUUCAACACCUUAAUUACUGGUUCUCCAACAUGUUCUACAGAUUCUUCCUCAGAUUUAGACACUGAGUCCACAGGUUCUUUUUUCCAUGACAAAAGUAUCACACUGGGGAGUCUUAUAGGAGUUAAUAGUAUUCUAGAGCUGUCCAGAAGAUCAAUCAGAGGAAGAAAAAGUGAACCUUCUAAAGAAAAUAAGUGCAGCAACACUAGGACCAGGAGGAUAUGGUGUUUUUCUCUAUGUUCAUCAAGUGACACUGGUGAUAUUGCUGAGAAUUCCAAUAAUGUUGCACCACCAUCUCUUGGCCAUUUUCUUGCUGUUGAGAGAAAAACGGCAAACGAAUGUAGGAGUUAUCAAAGCCCUGGUUUUUAUGGUCCAGACGAGCUUGCCAUGGCUCAGCCAACAGCUGAACCAAACACACUUUUCGUUAAUGGCUGCAUAGCUCCUCCUCGGUCAAGUCCAUGUUCAGGUACAGAAAUGAACAUGAGAAGAAACAGAGGACUAGAUCAUGGCUUGGGGUGUGGAUUUUCAUUCCUGUGUCCAUGCUUGUCUGGACAGCCUUCCCACUAAGACAUUGCCUUUCGUUUUUUUUGGCUUCAGUUUAGUGAUUGAAUUCCAUGUUUUAUGAUGAGAAUUUAGUGCACAUUCUGCGACUUAAGUGAAUUAUUUGGUGUGUUUUUGAUGGUCAGAUCAUAUCACAGUUCAUAAACAUUUGUUAUAGUAUGAUGAUUUUUUGGUAACCUGCAUGAGAAUUGAUCAUGUGUGCAUAUUCUAGUGGGUUUUGUAAGGCAUAAUGUGUGGAUUUAGUGUAAAAGAAUUUUGGAAUAUGA